AUGAACGAAUUUAUCGACGACGUAGAAAUUGCACGUCUAGUUGCUAAUUGGGACGUAAGUGACGACGAUUUAGAUUUUUCUGACGAAGAUGAUAUGUUUUAUGAAUCAAGUUCGCAACCGAAAAAUGAUUUGUUGGUAAAUGAAUACUUGGAUAUUGAUAAUUUACCCAUUUUAUAUGAAAAUGAAGGGGAGUAUGUAAUUAUUCCACAAGGCGCUUCUGUUGCAAAUGCUUUACCUGAUGAAACCCAGUCAAAUUUACCAUCGUCUAUACCUGAUUUGCCUUUAGAUACACUCACUGAAUUAGCUGAAAAAAAUAAAUCAUUUACAAUACCCACUGUUCAAAAAUCCAUAUCCAAUCGUAUUAUAAAACCAAAUUUCUUACGUUCUUCUGUUGGCUUAUAUAAUAAUAAUACUAAAAGUGCUUUUCCCAAAAUUUUAAAAAAAACACAAGAAUUUUUGAACUUAAAAUGGAAAGAAGGGAAUUUAGUAACUUGUCCAUCACUUCUCAGUCACAAUGAAAAAAAAUUAAAUAAUAAUAUCACCGAAAUGACUACACCAUAUCAUUCAUAUUCCGUGUCAACAAAUGAGCUCAAAAGAUAUUUGGGUAUUUGCAUUUACAAUUCUUUAUGUAUAAUUCCAAAUAUCAGAGACUACUGGAGUGACCAUUUGGGAAUACCUCAUGUAUAUAACUCACUUAGUCAAAAGAGAUUUGAAGAAAUAAGACGAUAUUUUCAUUUUAAUGAUAAUACCUUAAUGUUAUCUAGAAAUGACCCAAAUUAUGAUAGGUUACAUAAAAUACGACCUAUAAUUGAUCAUUUAAAUAAUAAAUUCAAUUCUAUAUCGCACAUUAGAGAUUUAUCGAUUGACGAACAACUUUGCGCUACCAAAGGUAAAAGUUACUUGAAACAGUACAUGCCUGCAAAACCCCACAAAUGGGGUUAUAAAUUGUUCGUUCUCUGUGAUGUCAAUGGGUUUUCUUAUCAGUUUGAAGUUUAUAGUGGACAAGAAAACGAGCAACGUUUCCGUUUGGUAAACGAGCCUGAUCUCGGUGCUUGUGGAAAUAUUGUUUUGAGGUUGACUCGGAAUGUUGACAAAAAUAAAAACCAUCGUUUGUAUUUCGAUAAUUACUAUACAAGUAUACCAUUGAUGUCGUAUUUAUAUGGAAAUGGAAUUAUGUCACUGGGGACUGUUAGGAAGGAUCGUUUGCCUAAUAAUACAUUACCAAAUGAAAAAGUAUCUAAACUUUUAAGUCGUGGUAAAUCAUUUGAAUAUAUAUCUACAUACCAAGAUGCUCCUAUAUCAGUAACAUGGUGGAAGGACAAUAAACCUGUAAAUAUGUUAUCAACUUAUUGUGGUUCACUACCAAUGUUAAAAACCCAAAGAUUUGAUAAAAAAGCUAAAAAAAAAAUUGAAGUUGAUUGCCCUAAUGUCAUAAAAGAAUAUAAUAGAUUUAUGGGAGGCGUUGAUUUAUUAGACAGCCUUAUAGGUCGUUAUAAAAUACGAAUGAGAACGCGUAAGUGGUUCAUGCGUUUGUUUUAUCAUAUGGUGGAUAUGUCAAUUGUUAACUCUUGGUUACUUUACAAGAGAACAAAACUACAGCUUGGAGAACCAGUAAAAUAUACAUUGGUUGAAUGGCGUAAGGACCUAGCUUUUACUCUCACUCGUCAAGGAUUCCAAAAGUCAACCAGAGGUCGCAGAUCUACAUCUUUUGAGCAAAGUUUAAAAAAAAUAAAUAGAACAAGACCAACAGUACGUCCUACUAAAGAUGUAAGAUUAGACAAAUGUGAUCAUUUUCCAAAAACCUAUGGGAAAAGGGGACGUUGUCCGUUAAUGCGUGAUGUUGCACUGGUGCAACAAUCUGAAAAUCGUUUGAUUUUCCCAAAAAUAAUGACUUAA
Molecule: messenger RNA, 1896 nt
Organism: Melanaphis sacchari
Lineage: Eukaryota; Metazoa; Arthropoda; Insecta; Hemiptera; Aphididae
Product: piggyBac transposable element-derived protein 2-like
Exons: 3
Coding region: 1-1896 (631 amino acids)
Source: RefSeq, a predicted model, not a curated record